AUGGAGGCGGGGCCGUUAGAACCGGGUCCUGCCCCAACCGCCGCCGUGAGGAGCCAUGCAGGUGAGCCUAGCAUGCAGGACCCAAAUGAAGAUACCGAAUGGAAUGAUGUAUUAAGAAAGUUUGGAAUUCUUCCUCCAAAAGAAGAGCCAAAAGAUGAAACUGAAGAAAUGGUUUUAUGCUUGCAAAAAGAAGCAGAAGUGAAACCAUAUGAAAGAAUGAGUCUUGAAGAAUUAAAAGAGGCUGAAGAUGACUUUGAUGAGGCUGAUAGGAAGGCUAUUGAGAUGUACAGGCAGCAGCGCUUGCAAGAAUGGAAAUGUCUUCAGAGGAGGCAAAAGUAUGGGGAGCUGAGAGAAAUCAGUGGAGAGCAGUAUGUUAAGGAAGUUACAAAUGCUCCUGAGGAUGUUUGGGUCAUAAUUCAUCUUUAUCGGCCAAGCAUUCCAAUGUGCCUACUAGUCAAUGAACAUCUCAGCCAGUUGGCCAGAAAGUUUUCGGAAGCCAAGUUUGUCAAAGCCUCUGUGAACAGCUGCAUCCACAGUUACCAUGACAGGUGCUUACCCACAAUACUUGUAUACAAAACUGGGGAAAUAAAAGCCAGGUUCAUCGGGGUAGCUGAAUGUGGCGGGAUGUAUCUUAAAGUGGAAGAGCUUGAAUGGAAGCUAGCAGAAGUUGGAGCAAUUGAAAGUGACUUGGAAGAAAACCCCAAAAAGGACAUUAUAAAUAUGAUGACAUUAUCAAUACGGAGCUGCAUCCCGCAGAAGGGUGGGAGCGAUCCAGGUUAAAAUUAACCACUAUUUUUUUUUUUUUUCUGAUGUGGUUAUAUUUAACCUCGCUCAUUGCUCUGGGUGACAGGUGUGUCAGAAGGCAAGAGGAUUGUUAGGGCAAAUGUGCUAGUGAGGGAAGUGCUUGAGAAAUACACCAUGACUGGGGCAGUCCUGGCAGGGCUGUUUGAGCAGCUGGGUCGCACUUCCAUCAUAUCACACAGGAGUAAAACUGGUUUUAUCUAUGGAUAUCUGCAGGUUUGAAAUCGGGCAGCAUUUGAUUGUUUUAGUAGGGAAAUUCUACUCGACAGACUGUGUGCUUUGCCAGUCUUGCUGCUGAUUUUUAUGUAUGUAUCCAUUCGUGGUCCUUUGUUGAAAGCGCUAAAGACAUUGCUUUCAGAUAGAUAAAAUACUGAAUGUUUGGGUUGGGGUUUUUGGUUGAAUGCAAGUGGUAGUGCUGUGAAGGGGUGAGAGUUUUGUGAAGAGUUAUCUCUUUAAGAAACAGCCCACAUGGUUAAAAAACAAACCUGAAAGCCUCUCAGGUUUGACGCUUGAUACUUUAAGAUGUUAUUCAGGCAUGCCUUGUUUUUUAAUUCUUCUGCAUCAUGUUCUUACCUCAAAGAGUUUAACUUACAUAGGUAACAGAAAGGAUAUGAGUAAAGCAAUGAGUAUUUUUUUUAAAUGCUUGAAAGAGCUCAAGUCCCUCCUGUAACUAAUUUUACUGUUUUUUAAUGCUCAACAAUAUAAAAAUGGAGCGGUAAUUACUUUAAUUUGUAGUGUUGGUUAAUUAUCUUGUUAGCACAGAAUUUCACUGAAGUCAUAAAUCUUCACAGAUUCGCCUGGUUGAGGAAAUCGCUGCUUUCAGAAGCUUUGUGCUAUUGCUGCUUUUUGCCCCUAGUCAAACUCUGGUUGGAAUAUUAAUGAAUUAGCAAUAGAAAUAUCACCCUCUGUGAUAUUUAUACAAAGUGGUUGUAUUGGGGUAGGGUUGUUGAUUUUUACUACAUGCAAUAGACUUGUGUUGAAAAUAGUUGCGAAUCUGCAUCGGUGGGUAAUUUCAUCGUAUGGAAACAGCCCCUUUUUAGCUCUGUGCCCUUCCUUCACAGAGGGGGCACUGUGUCCAGAGCGCACAGAGCUUCAGCCUCACUUAGCAGUUGUUGAAUACAGGUACAAAUAUUUGGCUGCCUCCUAUUUUCUGUUAUGCUGAGAAAUUGCUAGCAGCAUUGUUAUUCUGAAUUCAGUAGUACUUCAGAAUAGAAGGAGGUGUAAGAUGUGCAUCUUUGGUCAUGUGGCAGAGCCUGAAGUGAAAGAUUCCAGUGCCUCUGUGUAAUGGUGGCACAGGGGAACACAGCCAUUCCCAUCAGGAUCUCUCAUUCCCUUCUGUGUGGGUCACCUGGGGAAAGCAGCUCAAAAUUACAGCUGGGUGCUUUAUUAGUUCAGAUAAUGGGCUUCAGUGGUAGUUUAAAACUGUUAGGUGUUUCCCAGUUCGUUUGUUGCAGGAGUUAAAGAUUGAAGCACAAGGAAGAGAGGAAGAACACUCAUGGUUAAUGCAGCUGCCUGCUGCCCUGAAGGAUUGAAUUCUCAGCCUCUAGAGCUGCCACAAAAUGCCUUUGUAAUGCAAAGGCCACUUUAAUUUUGGCAUACCUCAUGCCUGAGUGUUUAAUUUUAUGGCCUUAAUGUUCUCUUACCGUAGUGUUAAUGUAUAAUAUAAAUUCUUAAAUAUAGCUGCUUUCAGAAUAUGUAAUCGUAUAUUUAAAGUUUCUGCGCUUUUCAGUUCCCAGGUAUUUAAUACUCAGUAGAACGAGUUUGUCCGUGGAGUCUUUUGUCACCUUACUGUUUGCCUACUUUGGACUCUUUCCAGCUGUUACAUUUUGUCGUUGAAAUCACUGAAUUAGUUUUCUUACUCUGCAGUGAUGUUCUGAGGAACAAUGCUGACUCUAUCAUAAAAUCAGGUGUAGUAAUAUUAAUAUUUUAUCCAAUAUAGAUCCAUUAGAAGUGGAUAUGCGGUGUAAGAUUCAGAACUGCUAUUUUGGUAAAAUCUUAUGAAGCUUAGGAGAUACUGUGGGCAUUCCCCAUCUUCCCAAUAAAGAUGUAUCCAAGUGAAGCUUAAGAGUGGUGACAAAUGCUUUGUCCUUGUAGUAGUGUUUAAUAAUCUCUAAGUCAGUGAGAAAGCUUCAGUUCUAGAGCUAAAACCAUUUGACUCGUUGUGACAGCCUGCUACCACAGGACAAAUGGUGUUGGAGUUAUAUCCUUAUGUUAAAGCAGAAUGAAAUGGUUCUUGGAGAAAGAUCCGUCUUAAGUGAAUUUAAAAAUAAAUACUGGAAUGUAAACACUGUGAGGUUCUGUAGAUGUAAAAAGAUAUUUGCAGGUGUUUCUGAGGAGGUUUUGAUGCAUGUUAUUUUGGUAUCUGGCCAGACCCAAAAGGAAUAGAGAGGAGUGAAAACUGUGAUUUAGAUGGGUUCUGAAUAUCUAGUCCAGCAUGAACUUUCAGCCAUAUGUUGGCUGUGUUUUUGCAGGUCUCUGUAAAAGUUCUCCAGGCACCUUGAAGCUUUGUUCUCACUCAGAUCCUCCAUGCUCUUGUCAAAACGGAGCAUCUUGGCACCUCUGCCUGUUUAGUAUUCAUAAAUUAGGCAAUCUGUAAAUUAGGCAUUCACUUGUCCGAAGGCAUGUUCAAACCGCACCUGAGUCACACCUAUGGGAUUGGACUCGGGCCAACCUGGUGACUCUCCCUUUGGUUCAGAAGCACAAAGGAGGGACAAGGUAGAGGGGUUGUUUUGUUUUUGGUUUUUUUUUUAUGUCUCUUUCCAAAAAAAAAAACCCACAAAACUCAGGUGCUCCCAGCAACAACGAAAAACCCAAGCACAAAAAAUCCACUUUUCACUGCUUAGAAGGUGAUUGAACUGGGCAAAAGAAAAACACUACAGUGCUUGUUUUCUUGGAGCUGGAGAUGAAGGAGAUAGGCAACUGUGUUCUGGCCUCUUCCAAGAGCUCUUCAGUUUUUUCUUCCGUAUAAAACUUUAAAUGUCAUUAGGGAAUGGAAGCCAGAACUCUUCUCUGUCAUGUUGGGUCCCAGAGAGUCUGCAUGCUGUCCUGCAAGCCUUUUACUUCUCAGUUUUUCUUACUCGCUCUGAGGUCUGAUGCUGGAAAGAGAGGUCAGGAGUUGAUCCAGCUUCCAGCAGAGCAUGGAACCUGCAGAGAGACUGUGGUCUGGACCCCUCUGGAGAGUAGCUGUGAUUUCUCUGUUCUGGCUUACUGUGUUGUAACUGUGCUGCUGGACAAAAAUCGGAACACUUAUUUUCCCUCUCUCUGGUGUGUCUUGAUGGGAAAAGCUUAGCUAUAUACAUCAGGAUUGCGAAUACUAACCUUACCAGUGUUCCAGUCCUUCAGAAACAGGUGAUGUUGAAGGCUUAGUUUUGUAUUUACUAGUUACUUUUAAUGUCUGUGUACCUUCUAACUUUUUUAGAAGUAUUGCUGAGCAAUGCAGCUUUCCUUGGCUUUGGUACUUAUUUUUUCUACAACUACUUAAAUGGAGGUUGUAGUGAGAUGGGGGUCAGCCUCUUCUGUCAGGUAACGGUGACAGGAUGAGAGGUAACAGCUUUAAGUUGUGCCAGGGGGAGCGUUCAGGUUGGAUGUUAGAACUGAAUUACUAACAUCUUGUGGUAGUUGUGGAGCUAUUGGACACCUAGAAGAGGAAUGCCUGAGAGUGGGCUUAUCAUCCAGCACAGCAUCUAACUUUCAGAUGCUUAAUGCUUAACCCUGGCAGUGUUCAAGAGGUGUCUGGAUGACGUGCUGCGUGAUAGGGUUUAGUGCUAGUGGUGGCAAUGGUGAUGA
Centrocercus urophasianus (Greater sage-grouse) is the source of this 4587-nucleotide messenger RNA. RefSeq names its product phosducin like 2 (gene PDCL2). Gene Ontology annotation, cellular component: cytoplasm. NCBI's taxonomy places the organism in Eukaryota, Metazoa, Chordata, Aves, Galliformes, Phasianidae. The record is from RefSeq and is a predicted model, not a curated record. Bases 1 to 780 code for a protein of 259 amino acids. The transcript is spliced from 8 exons. Gene Ontology annotation, biological process: protein folding.